Arabidopsis thaliana (thale cress) is the source of this 1430-nucleotide messenger RNA. RefSeq names its product FAM136A-like protein (DUF842). NCBI's taxonomy places the organism in Eukaryota, Viridiplantae, Streptophyta, Magnoliopsida, Brassicales, Brassicaceae. The transcript has 3 exons. The coding region runs from base 553 to 1002 and encodes 149 amino acids. The record is from RefSeq and is marked reviewed.
GAGAGAAUGAUCUAGCUCAUAAAAUACACAAAAACUAAAAUAUAGAAUCUUUUGGGGGAAAAAAAGCAAAACUGCAGUAAUUGAGAUCAAAUAAAGCACGCAUAGAAAGGCACGAACCUUGGUCCUUAACGUAUUCAGAGAGUGAGUGGCAAUCGGAGCAGAGUGCAAGACCGCUAAACCCUAGAUCCUCACAUUCUUUAGUGCUGAGCUGCUCUUUUGCUGAGAUCGUCGAUGCCAAUAUCAAAAUCAUCAUCGCUGAUAAAACAACCAUCUUCGCCAUCUCUCUCUGUUUCAUCAACAGAUCAAAGUCUUCGCAGAUCCGACGCUACUCUAACUAAUGUCGCUGCCUUGCUAUGAUCCGAUCCGGUCAAUUCCGGUUUUUUAAGUAUCCGAAAAAGCAAUCUUGGUAUAGAGGAAACCAUCUCCGGUUAUAAAUAAAAAAGUCUUAACCGACGUGAAAAGUGUUAAAACCCCAAUUCACAUUAGCCUGUUGCGAUCUAAAACCUCUAAAACCCUAGAAUCAAAAUCGCCCAUUCGAGAUCGAGAGAGACGAUGGAUCACAUAGCGGCAGCGGAGGAGCAAAUUGUAACGGAGAGGAUUAGAAGAAAACUUGAAGAAGUUAAUGCAACUGCUCAAUCGCAACUCUCUCCUAUUCAAGAUCACAUCAAUUUCACCCUUCAGCAAGCCUAUUUCAAAUGUGCAUACGAGUGCUUUGACAGAAAUAGGAAGCAAGAGGAGAUAGCCAACUGUGUUGAGCACUGCAGUGUUCCAGUUGUCAAUGCUCAACAGCAUUUCGAAGGCGAAAUGUCUCAGUUUCAGGAAAGGAUGAACAGAUCUCUCAUGGUCUGUCAAGACAAAUUUGAGGCUGCAAAGCUCCAUAAGAACAGGGGAGAUGCCGCCAAAGCUAUGGAGAGUUGUGUGAACACAUCCAUUGAGGAUAGUCUCGAUACAUUGCCUCAUAUUGUGCAGAGAAUGAAGACGUCAUUCUCCAUUGCCGACUAAUAAUAAUCCUCUGUUGGGAAAAAGGGGCAUCUUUACUUUUGUCUCUUGCUAAUCAUAUUCAUGCCCUUUCACUAUGACUCAAUAGAUAAACACAAUGGAUGGUAGGAGUUGUGUAGUGGUAAAGUAUAUCAGACCAUAACUUUAUAUAAGAUUAUGAGGAUCUUGAACAACAAGCUUUUCACAGUAUGUGGUAUGAGGAAAAACAAAUCACCAGAUCUGUAUUCAACUGAAAGAUCUUAAAACCAAUGUGUUUCGAAGAGGAAGAAUAGGUAAAGCAAACCUUGUAGUUGUAGUUGUACUUUCUUUAAAGCUGAGGAGCUAAUUGCAGGAACCAAAACGUCAGUCAUAAAUAAUUUUGAAUCGAACCAAACCCCAUCCGAGUUUAUUCGGUUUCAGUUUAUCCUGAAGGGGUGUUUUUUGUCUUGUCG